UGUAAAGAUACAAAAUUUAGGGGAGUCGAGGUCGGGCCGUCCUAUUCGAUCGCCGCCACAGUUGCUUGUGCCUCAUCGUUGCCUCGCCGGCGAUCUCACCGGCGGCGACGUGAGACGACAAACCGGGCCUCCUUUCGUUGAAGCCUUCCCUCAUCGGGAGGUGUCGCCAUCCGCUUCUUCCCCGCCUUCUGCUGGUACUGGGCUGGCGUGGAGAGGAGGUUCGGUCCGUCCUGACCUAGAUCAAUCUCUUUGUUGGUCCCGUCGUGAUGGGGUUAUUCAGGGGCAGCUUCACUUUCAUGGUGGGAAUGGGUUGUGGUGUCUAUGUAGCUCAGAACUACAAUGUUCCGAACGUCAAGAAGCUAUUCAACACCUACGUCUUCCUGGCAAAGCAUAUUGAGGAAACCCACCGCAAGCCGAAGAAGGAUGAUGACUGAUCAUUUACAUAGGUUUUCCUGUCAUGCCCUAGGAAAAGUGAAGUAGCUAACAUGACACAGAAAGGUGCUCUUUAGGAAUGGUAAAGUCAAAUUUGAUGAUCAUCAGGUUUUGAACUAUGUUGGAUUAUCUUGGUUAGUAGAUGUGGAAUUUUGUUGCAGUAACAGUUUUUGGUCUUAUUGGACCAUCAUAAUUCAUCCAAUGCCUGACUAGCACUAAAUGCACUUUACUAGGCGAUGGAUAAGUUUGCGUCCUUGCAUUUGUCAAGUUUACAUGGGAUGGUAUGUUUAAUUUUAAAUAGCACCUUUCCUGGAA
Phragmites australis (common reed) is the source of this 747-nucleotide messenger RNA. RefSeq lists its product as uncharacterized. The transcript is spliced from 2 exons. NCBI's taxonomy places the organism in Eukaryota, Viridiplantae, Streptophyta, Magnoliopsida, Poales, Poaceae. The coding region runs from base 267 to 434 and encodes 55 amino acids. The record is from RefSeq and is a predicted model, not a curated record.